UUAUCUGGAACAAUGAUGACACUGGGCAUUACGUGAAACUGAGUAAAAGUAUAAGCCUCCUCAUGUCCUAUAUAAGACUUGGAUCAGUAGCCGGAUUUCACUCGUUGGUCAGGAAGAACGAAAAGCAAAAAGAUGGCAAGCAAAAUUCCCAGCGGCAGCAAAAGGACCAGAGACCCCUCUACUCAGAGGGUAAAGGUCAAGUUUUUGAUCAAUAUACCUUUGAAGGUGGAUUCAGAGGUUGAGGCAAAGAAGAGGUGUGGUUAUCUCCUCGAUGCUUUAAUUGAUGGAUUUAGGGAAGAGGAUCGGAAAUUAAUAAAGGAUAAGAAUGGCAAAGUCGUUCUGGAAGACGUAGCUGUGAUUUUUGGCAUGAACGGAAAAUAUAACGCAAAUCUAGCUGAGGUCCUCAAGAAGCUCCAGACCUUCAGGUACAAUUGUAAAUAUGAUAUCAAGUAUUCUAUAAUCACGUACACCUGGGGAAGCGGUGGAACAAUAGCACCAAAUGCGACUAUGACACCGUACCAGGAUAUUCGAGAACAUCUGAAAAAGGACGCUGCUACAACAAAACUUGUGGAGGAGUUGAGGGGGGGCGAUCCAGCAUGUCUGGUUUACUUCAGUUUCGUUGAUAGCGACACAGUCAGAUUCAACUUCAUCUACAGUGAAUACUUACAAAUUGUGAGAGAGGAGCUGGACAAAGACUCCAUCCCGCCCACCGUGAUGUCAACUGGUUACGAGUUCGUCCACGACAGCAAGCAUCACAUUGGGAGUUGGCUGGACCGCUGGAUUCGUGUAGCCAUGGCAGAGGUCGAUCCUCUGCUUGUGUACUACCCAGAACCAAACUUCUGUGUUCUAGUGUGUGAUGGACUCAACACCCUACAGGAGAGCUUCAUCAAGCCACGUAGGAAGACGAACGAGUACAAGAUGGAGUCACCAGUUCUGAUCUCGCAGGUCAAAAAGCGUGCCCAUUUUAAAGCUGUGUUUCCCGACAGAAAUCCCAUCAUCAUCAUUGAUCCGGAGAGAUUCAGCCUUCGUGGCGAGGGCUUAAUUACCGGACAGUCAUGUCUGGAUGCGAGAAAAUUGGCAAUCUGUGCUUACUCUAAUGGGGUACUCACAAAUAAAGAAACAUAUAUAAAGGAGGAUCGCCCAAAUGAAACCAAACUGCUGAAAGGAGUAACUGGCUUAAACAGAGGGUUUAUCAUUGACUUACUUAACUCUAAAGAUGACAAGGAAUUUGAAAAGCUGAGUCAGAAAAAUCCAUACAGAAUGUACGAAGAAGAUGCAAAACCACUAGUCGAUGCUAUUAGAGAAGCAAGAGAAUUAAAAAAGUUUUUUUAUGAGUUUAAUGACAAGCUCCCUGAAUAGAUUUCAUUAAACUCAUCUGUUUCUUCCCCUCAUUCUGAUCGAAAAAUGAUUGUAUGCAAAUUACACAUAUAUAUCCAUAUGUUUAUAUACAGUACAGUCAUCUGAAUCUGGAACAGCUACAAUAAUUAUGGCCUGUUUUAUGUAAAUAAUGUGCGCAUGUUAUGGAAAUGAAGCUGAUUAUGAAGCUGAUCAAUUUGAUGCUGUAUAGCAUUUUAAUGAAUAGUUUGUAGCUGGUGUUGAAGCUUGAAUCGUAAAUAACAAAUAAAUGUGUACUUAUUAAAGUGGCAUCUAAUGCUAUCUGCUGAGUAAUUAAAAUAUGAGUGCAUUCUGAAUUAUAUUUACCCUUUUACAUUUAUUUCCCCAAAUGAUUUUAGUUGUUUGCUGUUGGCCAGAAAAGUGUUUAUUAAUAUUAAUUAGAUUUUGAUUUGUGCAUUGCUAUAAUCAAUAACCUAUAAAAUGACUAUAAAGGGAUUAUUUGUCAGUGUGUUAUUAUUUUAUUUUUUUUAAAUCGUAAUUUUUUAACAAAUCGGAAGCUUUAUUUGAUUCUGGACAAAUGUAUUAAAGAUGUAAAGAUGAAGAAAUAUAGCCUGGAUAUUAUGUGUGUCAUUUUUUGAGUGUUAGUUCUUAAUAGUGAGGUAGCCUAUUUAAAAAAACAAACAAACUAGAUACUUGAUUAAAAAUAUAAGAUGCCUUUCUGGCUUAAAACUAAUAUACAGUAACUGUGGACUGUAUGUGGGGGAACUUUCUACUUUAUUACUGAACACCACUGAUGUG
Messenger RNA from Ictalurus punctatus (channel catfish), 2133 nucleotides. RefSeq lists its product as uncharacterized. The record is from RefSeq and is a predicted model, not a curated record. The transcript has 2 exons. Lineage: Eukaryota; Metazoa; Chordata; Actinopteri; Siluriformes; Ictaluridae. The coding region runs from base 133 to 1359 and encodes 408 amino acids.